GAAGACAGAGUUGGAAUACAAGCGAGGAGUUUCAAUGUGCUGUGGUGAACAGAUGUCUGGUAAGAGCAAUGACAUCCAAAAGGAAGGCCCGGAUAAAGCCUGUUGAAGAUGCAAUCUCAUAUAUUCUGUCAGCUGGAGACAAGCCAUGGUUUGCAGUGAGAUUUAUCAAUAAUAUCAAAGGAAGAGGAGUGUUUGCUACCGAACCAAUCGAGCAAGGUUCUUUUGUGUUGGAGUACAGGGGUGAAUUCAUAUCAGCAGAAGAAUGCAGAUCAAGGAACUACUCAGAGACACAGAGUACAUUUCUGUAUGACUUUGAUUGGCAGAAACGCCAGUGGUGUAUUGAUGCAUCAAAGGAAGACGGCUCCCUUGGAAGAUUAGUGAACGACGACCACAAAUCUCCGAACUGCGUCAUGAAAAAAGUUAUAGUGAACAACAGGCCCCAUUUGUGUCUGUUUGCUGUGAGGAACAUCGAAGUAGGGACUGAACUUGAUUACAACUAUGGUGAUUCAAAAUGGCCAUGGCGUCAAAAGGCUCCAGCAGCAGAAGAAGAGAUGGCUGUUGAUCUGUCCUCCAAGGUUUAUGGUGAAGAUGAUGAUGAUGAUGCUGGUGAAGAUGAUGCCCCAAAGGUAAUGGAAAAAAUGAAUGUGAUUGAGUUCUUCAUAAAGUGCACUGAUAACUUGACACAUUAGAUUCUAUUUGAUCUCCAUUUAGCUAACUGGUUUCACACACACGAGGUUCAGGUCAUGUCUUAAUGGGGCCCUGUUAGAUACUCUUCCUUCAAAAGGGUUUUCCAACUUUUCUCUUCCACACACACACACCAAGUUUCAGUUCAUGUCCUUACUGGGGCCCUCCGUAUGGACCCUUCUAUAAGUGAUUGUUAACCUACAGGACAACACUUCUCUGCAUCCAAACUUAAGUAUUUACAAUAACAAUAAUGCACUUUCUGAGCUGCUGCAUGAUGAAGAAAAUAUUUUGAAGUGAGAUCCCUUUUUAGGCCUCUGUUGGGAUGUUAAGAUAGGGAGACUUCUAAGAGUGACCCUCGUGGGGCCCUGGAUUAUAAUACCUUUAUGAUCUAUAAGUAUUUCCCAACUCAUGCUUCCUGUCAGAGCUGACUGUCUUCUUCUUUUAUGUCUAAACACUACGUGACAUCCAAGCAGGCUCCAGCAGCAGAAGAAGAGAUGGCUGUUGAUCUG
Centropristis striata (black sea bass) is the source of this 1193-nucleotide messenger RNA. RefSeq names its product N-lysine methyltransferase KMT5A-A-like. The transcript has 5 exons. Lineage: Eukaryota; Metazoa; Chordata; Actinopteri; Perciformes; Serranidae. The record is from RefSeq and is a predicted model, not a curated record. Gene Ontology annotation, molecular function: protein binding. Bases 69 to 689 code for a protein of 206 amino acids.